This is a messenger RNA of Zootermopsis nevadensis, 2124 nucleotides long. Its product is annotated as nudC domain-containing protein 1. The record is from RefSeq and is a predicted model, not a curated record. NCBI's taxonomy places the organism in Eukaryota, Metazoa, Arthropoda, Insecta, Blattodea, Termopsidae.
GCUAUUUGUGUAAGGUGUUAUUUGCUAAUGUUGAUGUGUUGUAAAUAAUGUGUACUUUAAUGGAAUUAAGACCAAACAAAGACCUUUUGGACGGAAAAUUUAUUGGAUUUAAGUUGUCAUUGGACCCAGUACCUAUUUAUCGCCAUAAUUUACACAACGAGGUCGACCAUGUCCUGCCUAGUGACGACCAAUACUCAUUUUUGCAUGUCAAAGUUUUUGGCCUUCACAAUCAUUUGUUUGGUGAUCCUUGGGCUAGAGAUGAUGUUUAUUUUAUAGAUAAACAAUGGAGGGUUCAUAAGAGUGUGAGGAAUGGAAAUACUGAGUUACUGGAUGGAGUGCAGGAAGUGUGGGAAAUGCCAAGUAACCAUGUAAGAAAAUGUGGCCAUUACAACACUUCACUCAGUUUCUCAUCACCAGAAUUGGCAGUACUUUCUGAUGGAGCUGGUACCCUGCAUGUUGUUCAUACAGGCAUCAGAGUUGAAACUACAGCAUGGAAAGUGUUGUUUAGUGAUGAGGUAUGUGGAAAGGAGAAGCCAUUUACAAUAGUGGAUUCUCGUGUGAAUGCAAUCAGUAACAAACAAGAGGUCCACGUUUUGCUUCUCUGGGUAGACGAAGUGAGAAGUCUGCUUGAUGAAAAGGAUGGACACAUAAAAUUUGUCACAAAGUUGGAGUGGGUCACUCUUCUAGAAGGAGAAAACCGAGACUGGUUGAUGCAGUGUGUGCGUCAGUUAUCAGGUGUGGGGGGACUGGACUAUGCUGCACUGGAGCCCAGUUGCCACAGUUUAUAUAUUGCGAGUGGAAAGCCUUUUCAAUUUGAUUCAGACUCUGAAAGUGCAGUAGAAAAAAAAGAGCCUGAAGGAAGCAGAGUGAGAGAUAAGCACAUACAAUAUGCGUGGCUUCAGACGACAGAGGAUAUUACUGUAUGGCUUCAGGUCCCUGAACAGACUUCAAAAUCAGAUGUGAAUGUCACUGUAGACACAAACAGUGUGAAAAUUAAGUGUAAAGAAUUUGUGUUGCUUGAAGGCUCAACAUGGCACUGCUUAGAGUCUCAGCUUACAACGUGGGCACUCAACAAAGGGAAAUUAGAGAUUACAUUGGUGAAGAGGGAGCAGGGCCUGAUGUGGCAAGAAUUUGUGAAAGGAGAGACUCAAGGGGAGGAAGUCAUGGACCCAGCACUUGUUGAGGAGAUACACCUGAGACUUGCACAUCUGUGCUCUGAUAAAGAGGUAACAGACUCAAGUGGCAACUGUGUGCCAGCCUUCAAUACACAGCAGCUAGAGGAAUGUGAUGACUUUCCAUUGGAAACAUCACUUCUGGUGAGAUUGGAUGCGCAUACCCAUGAUGUAUCUCACAGAGUUAGCUUGGGAGGGCACCAGUGGCUGUUCAAUGUUCGUGUGAAGGCUGAUGUUGUGCCUGCAGUUUGUUUGCGUCAUGAUGUUGAUGGCUGCCUUUGGCAGUUUGAUUCCCCUCAAGAAGGUGGGCUUUGGCCAUGCACCCACAUUGGCACCUUUCCUGCCUUUGGUUACGUACAGGCAUCAAAGCAGCAGAAGAAAUUUUGUACAUGUUCCCCAGACAUGUCUUACGUUGCAGUCUGUGAAGCAAGUCGUCACAUUUAUAUCUAUCGGCAGCCUGUAGCCAUAGCAACAGAAUUGAGAAACCGUCAUACAGGGCAGCACGUGGCUCACGUAGCAAAACAGCAACUGGUGAAUCUGGACUCAUCAUCAGAAGUACUAGGAAUCCAUGCUUCUUGCCACAUAUUGUAUGUGCUAACUGUCGAUACACUGUAUGCACUCCGUAUCAAUUAUGGUCCUGGUCCUGAAUCAUAGGUAGGUUCCUGGCUAUCUCUGUGGUAAAAGGACCCAAAAGUCUAAUAUGUGACACCAAUUCCUUCAAGUGUAUAUAAUCUGGAAUUGGUUCAGUCCUCUUCACAUCCUCACUUCAUAUUUCUGUUGGAUUCAUUUUAAUUUUAUCCUUCAAACCCCCUUUCAGUCCUCAGUGGUUGUUUUCCAAGAGGUUUCCAUACCAGAAUUCAGCAUACUAUCAUGGUCUAUGCCAGUGGUAUUCAACCUUUUUUGUUCGCAUACCCCCAGAUAAAAUUUCUCUUAAACUUUGUUCCCCCAAAGU